This is a messenger RNA of Maniola jurtina (meadow brown), 4380 nucleotides long. RefSeq lists its product as uncharacterized. Gene Ontology annotation, molecular function: transmembrane receptor protein tyrosine kinase activity; ATP binding. Lineage: Eukaryota; Metazoa; Arthropoda; Insecta; Lepidoptera; Nymphalidae. The record is from RefSeq and is a predicted model, not a curated record. Bases 359 to 4102 code for a protein of 1247 amino acids. Gene Ontology annotation, biological process: cell surface receptor protein tyrosine kinase signaling pathway; positive regulation of kinase activity; multicellular organism development. Gene Ontology annotation, cellular component: signaling receptor complex. The transcript has 7 exons.
CCGCCGCAGCGCCCCACAGUCCGCGCGCCGCCGCGACGCACGCCGCACGCUUCUCGUGUCGUCUACGACGACAUGCUGUGACGAACCACAUCAGUGGACGAGUUGAACCCCAUAUUUAUAUGGACGCACUUGCAACCUUCUGGAUUUUUAGUGAGUUGAUCAGUGUCGGGCCAGUGGUGCAGUGCUGGUGGUGAGUGCGACGGCAUGCCCCUCGGCCGGCGCGGGAGCUGCGCCGGAAGUGCAGUGUUAUGACCGCAACCACGGCUCUCCGCCCAACUACCGAGAACGGAUUGUUUAGAGCCAGAGGCCGGCGCGCCGCGCACUGCCGCGCCGCGCACCGCCGCGCCGCGCGCCGCACAUGAGGGGGCAGUCCAUUGCGCUCGCUCUACUGCUUGUCGUAGCCAACUUCCGUGAUGGUGAGUUUCGUCCCACAGGUAGCCGCUCGCACAGAGAGAGACGCGGGCGCGAACAGUGUACCAUUGCGCUCGCUCUACUGCUUGUCGUAGCCAACUUCCGUGAUGGUGAGUUUCGUCCCACAGGUAGCCGCUCGCACAGAGAGAGACGCGGGCACGAACAGUGUACCAUUGCGCUCGCUCUACUGCUUGUCGUAGCCAACUUCCGUGAUGGUGAGUUUCGUCCCACAGGUAGCCGCUCGCACAGAGAGAGACGCGGGCACGAACAGUGUACCAUUGCGCUCGCUCUACUGCUUGUCGUAGCCAACUUCCGUGAUGGCGGAGGAGCGGAGAGUGCGGAGAGUGCGGAGAGCGAGGACGCGUCGCUGGCGGUGACGGCGAGCGCGGCGCGCGACUCGGCGCUGGCGCACCUGGUGGCGUUGGCGCUGCGUGCGGAGGGGCUGCGCGCGCACGUGGCGCCGCCGCCCGCCGCCUGCGCGCCGCCGCACGCCGCCGACGCGCGCGCCUGUCGCGACGCCGUGUUCGCAGCGCUGCUGCGCGGCGCCCUGCACGCCGCGCUGCUGCUGGCGCCGGCCGCGCGCGCGCCCGCCAUGCAGUGGGCGCUGCGCGACGCGGGGCUGGACGAGCUGGGCGACGCCGCGCCGCCCGCCGCACGCCGCUGCUACGCGCCGCGCGCCGCCGCCACGCGCUCGCUGCUCGACCUGGCGGACGCCGCGGCGGCGGCGCGCCACCAUGUCGCGCCCGAGCGCCUCGCCGACCUCGGAAACGCGAGCGUCUCGUUCGUGCCGCCGUGGUGCGUGAGCGAGCGCGCCGCGUGCGCAGACGUGCUGACCGGCACGCCCGGCGACCUGCACGUGCUGGCCGCCGCCGUGCGCGCGCACCGCCUGUGCGCUGUCGUGCGCAACGCGGGGCCCGCGCUGGCCGCCGCCGCGCCCAGCCCCACCGCGCCCUUCCUUGUGUGCGACUGGGAGCCGCGCGCCGCCGCCCGCGCGCUCGGCCCGCCGCCCUGCGACCUCGCCGACGACGCCGACGAGUGCCCCUUUGAGAGUCGCCGCCUCGUGAAACUGGUGAACGCGCGCGAGCUGGCGCGCUCACACCGCGCGCUGCGCGUGCUGGCACGACUACGCCUCGACGCGGCGCAGUACGCCGAGCUGAUGCGCCUGACGCGCCGCUGGGGCCCCGCCGCAGCUGCCGCGCGCUACGUGGCGGCGCAUCCGAGCCGCACGCUGGCACGCGAGGUGCGCGUCGCCGUGCUGCUGCCGGCCGACACGCGGCGCCAGGCCUUCGACGGCGCGGCGCUGGCGGCGGCCGCGGCGCUAGCGGAAGCCGAGCUGGUGGCGCCGGGCGCGCCGCUACGUUUCAAGGUGGAGACGUACGACGACCGCUGCGACGCGGCGCGCGCCUACCGCUACCUCAACGACGCGCUCAACUCGCGCGAGUAUGAGUCCCUGUCGGCCGUGCUGGGCCCAGCGUGCGGCGCCGCGUUCGCGGACGUGGCGCGCACGGCGCCGGGACCCGUGCACUCGCUGCCCGCCGUGGCGUACACGGCGCAGGCGCCACCAGCCGCGCUGCUGGCGGCGGGCGACGCGCGUGAGGUGGCUACGGUGCUGGGUGCGCUAUUCGUGCAACUGCGCUGGCGUCGCGUGGCCGCGCUCAGCGAGCCAGCCACGCGCGCCGCGCUGGCCGCCGCGCGCCUGCAGGCCGACGUGGUGGCGCACUUGGAGCUGCCGGACGCCGCCACGCCCGAAGUGCGCCUGCUGGCCGCGUGGGCGCAGCGCGUGGCAGCGGCGAACGCGCGUGUGCUGCUGGUGUGCGCGGAGGAUGCGCGGGUCGUGCGCGCGGCGCUGUGCGCGGGGCACGCGGCGGGGCUAACUCCCGCGCGCGGUGCCGUGUGGCUGCUGCCGGCUGCGCUGCCGCCGGGCACGCUGGACGCGCAGCCGGCUGAUGCGUGCGAUGCGCGCCAGCUGGCCGAGAUGCUGGACGGGCACCUCAGCGUGGCGCCGGAGUGGGCGCUGCCGUGGCUCGACCACGCCGAAGUGAAUGCAAACGCUACGGAAGGAAACGACGCUGAAGCGGCGGACCCUUCGGAGGCGCGGCGUCGGGCGUGGGUGGCGCGCUGGCGGGCGCAGUGCCUCCUGCUGGGCGUGCAGUGCGCGCGGCCCGGCCCGCACGCGCCGCUGCUGUACGACGCGCUGCGCCUGUGGGCCGGCGCGCUGGACCGCCUGGCGCGCGCGCGCCCCGCCGCGCUGGCCGACCUGCACGACGCCGCUCUCGUGAGGACCCUAGUCGCCGGCGCCACGGAGACCGAGUUCGAAGGUGUAACGGGGCGCUUCGCGUGGACGAAGGGCGACGCGCCGGCGCGCGCGGCGCCGCUGCUGCUGCUGCAGUGGGAUGACGGCGCGCACCGCGCGGUGGGUCGCUGGGCGGACGGGCGCCUGGCGCUGGGGGCGCUGCGCUGGCGUACGGCGGACGGGCGCGCGCCCGACGACGGCGCCGAGCCGUGCGCGCUGCGGCCGCUGGCCGAGCUGCUGCGCGUGGAGUGCCGCACGGCGGGCGCGGCGCUGGCGGGGCUACUGCUGGUGGCGGGCGCGGCGGCGCUGGCGGGCGCGGCGCUGCUGUGCCGCCGCCGCGCCGAGCGCGCCUACCGCGCGCGCCUGGAGGAGCUGGGCCUGCACGCUCUGCUGCCCAAGGCGCUGGGGCGCGAUCGCUGGGAGCUGCCGCGCGAGCGCGUCGUCAUCAACCGCAAGCUGGGCACGGGCGCCUUCGGCACGGUGUACGGCGGCCACGCGCUGCUGGACGGCGGCUGGAGCGCCGUGGCCGUCAAGACGCUGAAGGCGGGCGCCAGUACGGAGGAGAAGCUGGACUUCCUGGCCGAGGCGGAGGCCAUGAAGCGCUUCGAGCACGAGAACGUGGUGCGGCUGCUGGGCGUGGUGACGCGCAGCGCGCCCGUGUGCACCGUCAUGGAGUUCAUGCUGCACGGCGACCUCAAGGGCUACCUGCUGGCGCGCCGCCACCUGGCCGGCGCCGCCGACGAGCGCGAGCAGGUGUCGGCGCGUCGCCUCACGGCCAUGGCGCGCGACGCGGCGCGCGGCCUGGCCUACUUGGCGGCGCAGCGCUACGUGCACCGGGACGUGGCGGCGCGCAACUGCCUGGUGGGCGCGCGCCUGCAGCUCAAGCUGGCCGACUUCGGCAUGACGCGCCUCGUCUUCGAGAGCGACUACUACCGCUUCAGCCGCAAGGGCAUGCUGCCCGUGCGCUGGAUGGCGCCCGAGAGCCUGGCGCUGGGCGUGUUCUCGCCCGCCAGCGACGUGUGGGCGUUCGGCGUGCUGCUGUACGAGAUCGUGACGUUCGGCGCGCUGCCGUUCCAGGGGCUCGGCAACGGCGAGGUGCUGGCGCGCGUCAAGGCGGGCGGCACGCUGCCGCUGCCGCCCGGCCUGCGCCCGCAGCUGGCGGGGCUGGUGGCGCGCUGCUGGCAGCGCGAGCCGCGCGCGCGCCCCGCCGCCGCCGAGCUGGCCGCGUUCCUGGCCGAGUGGCCGCGCCUGCUGACGCCGUGCCUGGACGUGCCGCUGGACGCGCUGGCGCUGGACGAGCUGCCGGAGCCGGAGGGCGAGUGGCGGCUGCCGCGCUGGGCGUCGUGGGCGGCGCCCGCGUCGCAGGCCACCGACACCACCUACCUCAGCACGGACUGACCGACACUACCUACCAUUCCAAUCCAAUUCAUUCUAGUCAAGUUUAGGAGCUCACUGUUAGAGUUAGAUGUUGAGCAGCUAAGAUGUUGAGAAGCUAUAGACUAUAGGGAAGUCACAAUUUUAUGUACGCGUGUGAUAGACUUUUUUACUUCCAAUAUCGUCUCGACGGACCGCUGGCGGCGACCGGCGGCGAGAGAGAAAGAAAAUGAUAUGUUGUUAUUAUAAAAAAGAUCAUAUUUUGUAAAAUAAAAUUUAUUUAUUAAAUGCUUGCCGCUUCA